AUGGUGCCAAUGGAUACGGCCCUCCUACUGGAUCUGGUCCAUCGCAACGUUGACUCUACGCAGCAGAGGGUACAUCCCGAGUAUGCUACUUCGGAUAUAUGGGAUCUCGUGCGAUCACGUCCAGAGCUGGUUCGGCGGGAGCAUACAGACCUACCAGCAGAUUGGCUCAGCUGCCGGGCGCCCUCCGAGCAGUCGACCACAGCAGCCAUAGUGCUGACGAUCACUGUUACCAAUAUCUCAGCGGCGUUCCCGACGGUUUAUAUGCCGACCUGUGCUGGCAACGGGCGAGAUCAUGCGUUCCAAGCUGCUGGUAACCAGGAUAUGAAGGUAUCAGGUCUCCGAGGAAGCAGACGCCAUAUCCGGCGAAUCCCAAGCAGGGUGUACACACAAUAA
Messenger RNA from Venustampulla echinocandica, 393 nucleotides. RefSeq lists its product as uncharacterized. Lineage: Eukaryota; Fungi; Ascomycota; Leotiomycetes; Helotiales; Pleuroascaceae. The record is from RefSeq and is a predicted model, not a curated record. The coding region runs from base 1 to 393 and encodes 130 amino acids. The transcript has a single exon.